This is a messenger RNA of Blastomyces dermatitidis ER-3, 1774 nucleotides long. RefSeq names its product succinate dehydrogenase (ubiquinone) cytochrome b560 subunit. Gene Ontology annotation, biological process: mitochondrial electron transport, succinate to ubiquinone; tricarboxylic acid cycle. Gene Ontology annotation, cellular component: membrane. Lineage: Eukaryota; Fungi; Ascomycota; Eurotiomycetes; Onygenales; Ajellomycetaceae. Bases 682 to 1245 code for a protein of 187 amino acids. The record is from RefSeq and is a predicted model, not a curated record. The transcript has 4 exons. Gene Ontology annotation, molecular function: electron transfer activity; succinate dehydrogenase activity.
UCUAUCCUCACACUUGUUGAGGAUAGCUCUCGACGCUAGAUACAAGUCCCUUCCGCUACAUGUCCGAUAUGUCGGGCAGCAGGAGAAAAGUACCUGGGCACGGGGUAGCAUCCCAUUCCCGUCCCUGUCCAACGCCCAAGGAAAUUAACAUCCACACCCACGACCCGAUUUCAAGGUGGCAAUACCAAAUCGCACCCCGUUCUUUUCUUCCCAUUUAUCAAACCCAGAGUCAUCUCGUCUCGAAGUUCAACUUCUUCUGAGGAAGCCCCAUUUCUGCAUCCAGGAGUUAACGACAGAAAGCCGCAACUAUAAGUGGGAUGGUUCGCCUUGAAACAUCUGUAUCAUGCCGUUCCACCACCUACACAGAGUGCGGUAAUGGCAGGUAAACGAUGUAAGCUGAGGGUCCUCGAGUGAGUAAAAAGAGAGUGAGAAGAAGCGAAAAAAGAGUUGAGGUUGGGAUUAGUUAACCAGGAGGCUGCGGACAAUCAUUGUUCCGACUAGUAACUAAUUGGCGGCCUGUGAUUUGCUGGCGGGUUACAUAAGCCGAGGUCUUCCUGGGAUCCCGAAAUGGAAAUGGAAUCUCCAAGUGCUUUUGCUAGCUACAACAAUUGAUAUUGGUUGUUGAUUGUUGAUUGGUAUUGACUGCCAGCGGACGCCAUUGAGCUAUUUAACUGUACUACAAUGCUUCCUCAAAGAGUUGCCCAGCAGUCGCUACGACGGCUUGCUGCAUACAAUCCUUCUCAGUUAAGAACUGCAGUUUCUAGAAUUGCUGCCCCCGUGGCCAUUGCGACUGGCAACCAUAUCCAGACCAGAUCAACCGCUUCAACCGCCAACCAAGACCCAACCUCAAUCCUCCCCCGUCAGCGUCUCAACCGCCCCGUCUCCCCGCAUCUCAGCAUCUACCAACCUCAGAUCACCUGGCUCCUCUCCUCCCUCAAUCGUAUCACCGGCGUCGCCCUUGCUGGCGGUAUGUAUAUCUUCGCCUCUGCCUACCUCGUCUCCCCUUUGCUGGGGUGGCAUCUGGAAUCCGCAUCGCUGGUAGCGGCAUUCGGUGCCCUGCCGCUGGCCGCUAAAGUUGGCCUCAAAUUCACCGCUGCGCUACCAUUCACGUUCCACUCGUUCAAUGGGUGCAGACAUCUUAUUUGGGAUAUGGGGAAGCAAUUCUCUAAUAAGCAGGUCAUUGUUACUGGAUGGACAGUUGUUGGGCUGACUGUGACCAGCGCACUUGCGCUGGCUUUUAUGUAAUAUGGAUGGGGUGAUGUAGGCGUGUAGGUUGGCAUGAUGUAUGUAUGGUGGUAGCGGCAUUCUGUUCUCGUCUUUGUUUUCCUGCCUCCUGCUCUUUCUUCAUUUCUCAUUUUCGUCUUAGUCUUUUUUGUCUCCCGGUGAUGCUGCAGUCUUAUUGAUGUUUCCCCUUUCAGUGUCCAUACUUAUUUCCUAUGCCAUUUCAAAGAUAUAAAAAAAAUAAAAAAAUGUAUAGUGCUGUGUAUCUGCGAGUCAAUACCUUGUCAGAUAUUCGCAGGGGCGCCUAAAAUCCAUAUAUGUAGUGGAUUUCUUGAUCAUGCAAAAAUAUAUGACAAUCUUGUUGCUAGAAAAUUAUUGUACCAUUACAAGGAUCAACCCGCGUGCUGGGUAGGUGCGGAAUUGAAGAGAAAAUAUUAAAUUCCUAAAAAAGUUGCACCUAAUCCUGACAAAAGAGUUACAUGUAGGGAAUGAAACAACAGGGGGGUUUACAAUUAGGGUAAAACUCGUAUUAGUUUUGAGAUGAAAAAAAAAA